AAAACAAAACAUGAGCCGAGCCCAAUCCACUUAGUUUGAUCAUUCACCGCCGAUUUCCCCUCCUACCGCACUGAACUCAACUCUCCGGCAAACUCCGGCGGUGUUCACCGUCGAUUUCAACCGUCAGAACAGCGAAAAAGUUAUCCAGAGUUUUCUCAGGAUGCUUACACUCACUAAUUCGCCUCUACUUGUUGCUAAACCAUAUCAAGAAAUUAAAAUAACAAGUACAAGAAGUAUUGUGGUAUGUGCUGCUGCAAAAGGUCCAAGACCAAGAUAUCCACGAGUUUGGAAGACAAAUAAAAAAAUUGGGACCAUUUCCAAGGCUGCUAAGCUUGUUCAGUCUAUCAAAGAACUGUCAAAUGUCAAAGAGGAAGUUUAUGGAGCUCUUGAUUCCUAUGUUGCGUGGGAACUAGAGUUCCCUUUAAUUACGGUGAAAAAGGCACUCAAGACUCUAGAAUACGAGAAAGAGUGGAAGCGGAUAAUACAGGUAACAAAAUGGAUGCUAAGCAAGGGUCAAGGAAAGACAAUGGGAAGCUAUUUCACUUUACUUAAUGCUUUAGCAGAGGAAGAUCGACUGGCUGAAGCAGAAGAGCUUUGGACGAAGUUAUUAAUGCAGUACACGGAAAGCUUGCCUCGUAGAUUCUUCGAUAAAAUGAUAUCUAUCUACUGUAAAAGGGGCAUGCAUGACAAGAUGUUUGAGGUAUUUGCAGACAUGGAGGAGCUUGCUGUUCGACCUAGUAUUUCUGUUGUCUCAAUGGUCGGAGAUGUCUUCAAGGAGCUGGAAAUGAUGGAUAAAUACGAGAAGUUACAUAAAAAAUAUCCACCACCCCAAUGGGAAUAUAGAUACAUCAAAGGAAAGCGUGUAAGAAUCAAGGUCCAAGGUCAGUCUAAUAAAGUCGACAAAUACAUCCGAAAGCGCGACAAUGUUCAACUAAAUUCAGGCUUGAUAGAGGAUGAUAGUUCAGAAGAGACUUCAGAGUUAACAGAUGAUGAGCAAUUCGAACAAGAUGCCGAUGUAAUAUGCAUGGAAUCCCAACAAAUUUCAGAUGAGUCGUAUGAGAGUAUGGAACCAAGUUUAAAUGAAUAACAAGAGAAAGAUGAUAUACUGUGAUAAUUAGCCGAUAAAAUUUUUGUUGGCAGUUAUUGUUAGUUACAACUGGAAUCAUUUUUUGGUGUCCAACUCGUACAUGUUGUUAGGAGAUAAGGUGAAGCCACUUUAGGAGAACAUGGUUUUAAAAUUUCAAAAAAGAACUGUAAGCUUCAGAAUCUGGUGGUAGCCAUUUCAUUUAUGAGGGUGUCAGAUCAAUUACCAAACAAGAAAUGUAAUUUCUUCGGAUUCCUGCAAUGGCAAAGUCCAAGAUCAUAAGUUGUUAUGUCCUUCUCUUGAGCCAGAAGCAAUGGUGAAUUGAAAGUGGGUGCACUGGCUUGAAAGUUUCCUUAAUGCAUAGUAUAUGAAGAUUGAGGUGUAAUUUUCAAUGCAUAUAGGCUUUGAUUAGGCUAUAAUUGUGAAGGUUUGUGUUAUAUUGUUGAUCAUAUAUUUGCAUCCUAUUCAAAUGCUUAAACCAUGAUAAUUCAGUACUUCUAGAUAUAAAAAUAUUUCUCCUUUUUUUAA
This is a messenger RNA of Cicer arietinum (chickpea), 1612 nucleotides long. Its product is annotated as pentatricopeptide repeat-containing protein At4g21190. The record is from RefSeq and is a predicted model, not a curated record. NCBI's taxonomy places the organism in Eukaryota, Viridiplantae, Streptophyta, Magnoliopsida, Fabales, Fabaceae. Gene Ontology annotation, molecular function: protein binding.